AGAAGAAUAAGAUCUGGAAUCGCAUCGAGCGGGAGAUGAACGGCGCCGGCUAUAAGUGGAACGCCGUGUCCCUCAGGGCGCUGUUCCAUAGGCUCCGGUACACGUAUCUCAAUAUUUUGAGGCGCUCCGGUAGUUUGUAUUACAGUUCGUGUACCCAACCACCCAUUCCCCUACACUCCCUAACGCACGUAUACCAGUGUCCACUCAAUUGUACUGUGCCCAACGAGGACGAGGCGAGGGCUCAGUGGCCUUACUUCCGGUACUUGCAUGGCAUGGAUCUGACGGCCUUCAGCCACAAGAAACACAUACAGGACGACAGCGCCGGCACCCCAUCAGCCGCUCCCAUAGCGACCAAUACGGGCCCCAAACGACGUCCGGGUCGACCCCGAAAACAGCCGGUGCUCACCGCCAUUGCCAACGACACCGAUAGCCAGUAUUCGAGCGCCGGUACCGCUAAUGUGGACGACGUGGACGGACAGGGAUUACGGGGUCGGAGUAAUGGCAGUGUCCGCGAGUAUAGCGACGGCGCUGAGGGCACCGGUAGUGAUGAUGAGGACGAGUCCGAUGAGGGUAUGGUUGGCGACGAGGACGAGGAGGAACUGGAGGUUCGCGAGAAUACCGGCGCCGCCGCCGAUAAAAAGCAUAUCAAAUGCGAGUGAAGUGUAUAUGAAAUGAGUUUUUUGAGAGAAAUUUAUAUUUUUAUGAUUAAUAGUGAAGUGUUUUUUGGGCCAAAAGUUUUUGGUUUGAAAUCUAUUUUUUGAUUAUUACUGAUAAAUGAAUGAAAAGUUUUUUGUUUCCAGUGUUUAGUGUUUUUUCUAUGACUAUUGAAAAUAUAUUUUUCGUGUUUUCAUUCAUUAAUUUAAUUACUAUUAUAUGA
This is a messenger RNA of Oppiella nova, 877 nucleotides long. The record is from the annotation of a GenBank genome assembly. Lineage: Eukaryota; Metazoa; Arthropoda; Arachnida; Sarcoptiformes; Oppiidae.